AUACUCCGGAACUGUGCCAUGACUGAACCGCCGUCGCCUCCCAACGCUUCUCUCCACUCGUAAAAAAAAAAAAAAAAAAAAACGCGAAACCAGUCAGACCAGUCUCGAGCAGACAUGGCAGCCGACCGGACCGGCACAGCACUCGGGGAAAGCGGGGACGUUCAUUUAAUUGACGAAGAACCGUUUGAAGAACACGGCAGGUAUGCCCCGAAGAGACAUGCCCGGGUCACGGUGAAAUACAACCGGAAAGAGCUGCAGAGACGGCUUGAUGUGGAGAAGUGGAUUGAUGAGCGUCUGGACGUGCUCUACGCUGGUCAGGAGGGAGAUAUGCCAGAAGAGGUGAAUAUUGAUGACUUAAUUGACCUACCUGAUGACGUGGAGCGCAUUAAAAAAUUGCAGGAGUUGCUUCAAACCUGUAAUAGUGACACAGAGGCCUUCAUCAAAGAGCUUGUGGAGAAGCUGGAUGGAGUUCAUAAGGAGGAAGAGCUGCAGAGUGAAGGCAUCGAGCAUCCAGUCAUCAGUCACAGCCACCAUCGCCACGAACCUUAUCACUUCAAUGACCCGCACCAUUUCCACCACACUCAAGGCCAGAACCAGACCCUUUGAUGAAGCCCCACCCCCAUUAUACACACAAGCACCCCCAUUAAACUGUCAACAAAGCAUAACACUCAUGUAUUUACUGUAAUUCUACAUAUAGUUUGUUUGUCAUGUAAAACGUUUGCUGUUUAACAGUGUUGUGUCAUUCUGUCAACUGCACGGAUGUGGCACAGCGAGACAGGAAGGAAGUGGCUGUUCCUUAAAUAUCAAACUUAUUCCAGUCAAUGUUUUGUGAUAGGAAAACAUUGUGUCUUUUACAGGAGUUUUUGUCAGGUAUAUUAAUGGAUUUCAACUGACUUUUGACUAAUGUAAAAUAAUAUUAGGAAAACUUUUGGGAGGAGUGGAACAUAAUUUACUUGGUUUUACAAAAAUAAAUAUGGUGUAAUAGUGUAGUCAUAAAAAUAAUGCAUGUGUUUAAAUAUGGCGUCACUCAGCAUCAUAGAUUCAUGAUGUAUUGAAUUGAAUACUAAGACUUUCAGGUAAAGCGGUUACUGCAGUGGACAGCUUCACAUGUUAUCGGGUUCCAGGGUGCAUGAAAGUGUUAAAGUAUAUUAAAUUGUAUCAUUGCUGUAUUUUAUUCAUUGACAACAGUACACGAUUUCCCUCAAAAGUAUUAUUGGUAUGGCAUGCUAUCACACAUUAUCACAUGGUGUAACUUUUGAAAUGACGUCACCGAUAUUCAUUGCUUCUGUUUUGAGCUUCUGCUUCUACACAGGGUCGCUAAAUAAAGGUAACCCGCCGCACUGUU
Messenger RNA from Hippocampus zosterae (dwarf seahorse), 1345 nucleotides. RefSeq names its product protein phosphatase 1, regulatory (inhibitor) subunit 14Aa (gene ppp1r14aa). Gene Ontology annotation, biological process: regulation of phosphorylation. Gene Ontology annotation, molecular function: protein serine/threonine phosphatase inhibitor activity. The transcript has 4 exons. NCBI's taxonomy places the organism in Eukaryota, Metazoa, Chordata, Actinopteri, Syngnathiformes, Syngnathidae. Gene Ontology annotation, cellular component: cytoplasm. The record is from RefSeq and is a predicted model, not a curated record. Bases 115 to 606 code for a protein of 163 amino acids.